AUGACCGAUAACCUCAACCCACCGUCAAUCGAAAUGAAUGCUCCAGAGGGGACUCCAAUGCUAACAAAUUCGUGUGUAGAUGAACCGACCGUCGCUGACUCGUUUCCGUUGAAGAGGCUCCCCGACGAGCUCCUCCUCCAUGUCGUCGCUCAAGUCCCCGAAGUCGAUCUCCAUAACCUUAGCUUGGCUGCCAGACAUAUCGGCUCCAUGGCACAAGAGGCACUCCAUCGAUACCCCACGAUCUCUUACACCGACAAUGCCAUGCCGCGACAAAUUGCCCGACUGGCUCGCACCCUCUUCAGUCGUCCUGACCUAGCACGCGCAGUAGCCCAGCUCACACUGCGGCCCAUCGUCCAUCUUGUCGAGAUUCCAUUCACCACACUGUCCGCGGCUGACAAUCCAGUACUCCAGUGCUUCUUCCAGCACACGCGCGUGUAUAUGGGCGAGACACAGAUUGUAGCACUCCUCCUUGCUUCUCUUCCGAACUUGAAAGAGCUCGAUCUGCAAAUCAUCUUCAACGGUAGCCUGCAUGAGCUUGACAGCGGUCGUUAUGGCCAUGCAUGUAGCGUACAGUGCAGGCUCCCAGACAAGGCUGAGUCACACCCCCUCGACGUCGCCAUGAACCCAGGAUUGAAGAAGCUCCGUAAACUGCAUCUGCAUGCUCGUCAUAUCAGCUGGGACUGGCUCGCCUUGCCUUGCCUGAAAGCCAUUACCCUUGGCCUUCACUGUAGCGUCGACUGGGAUACUGCAUCAGCAGGUGUUUCCAGGGUCGAAGAACUGGUGCUGAACCUGACCACCGAGGUCUUUCUUGACGACGACCGGAGAUACAAAGAUCUACCCAAACUCUUUCAGCGAAUGCCCUUCCUGCGGUCGCUCACUAUCAACAUAAGCAACAAGUGCUUAGCUCCAGGGCCAAAUCAGAUCGAGGCUAAUAUUCUUGAGGAUGAUGCACGGGGGAACAUGGGGUUCCUCAUCGAAAUCAGGCCGCAGUAUCACAGACACUAG
Molecule: messenger RNA, 1005 nt
Organism: Alternaria ventricosa
Lineage: Eukaryota; Fungi; Ascomycota; Dothideomycetes; Pleosporales; Pleosporaceae
Exons: 1
Coding region: 1-1005 (334 amino acids)
Molecular function (GO): protein binding
Source: RefSeq, a predicted model, not a curated record